Molecule: messenger RNA, 752 nt
Organism: Anopheles nili
Lineage: Eukaryota; Metazoa; Arthropoda; Insecta; Diptera; Culicidae
Product: EEF1A lysine methyltransferase 2
Exons: 2
Coding region: 72-752 (226 amino acids)
Biological process (GO): peptidyl-lysine monomethylation; peptidyl-lysine dimethylation
Cellular component (GO): cytoplasm
Molecular function (GO): protein-lysine N-methyltransferase activity
Source: RefSeq, a predicted model, not a curated record
CAGUAUAUACGUGUGAUACGUGCUAUACAUAGUUGAUUGAAGCAAACAAACAGAAUUCCGCAAUUGCCAAAAUGAGCGAUGAGAUUGAGGAGCUAGAAGGAUCCGAACUAGGAACUAAAGAGUUUUGGGAAUCCAGCUACAUGCGGGAAAUCAAAAACUAUCGCGAUCAUGGGGACGUUGGGGAGGUGUGGUUUGAUGAAGAUAGCCAAAACCGUAUCAUCUGCUGGAUGGCGAAACAGGAGGAUGUGAUUAAGACGGACGAUGCUAUCAUUGAUCUAGGAUGCGGUAACGGUAUGAUGUUAAUCGAGCUGGCCCGAGAAGGCUACACGAAUCUGACCGGUAUCGACUAUUCGCCUAAGGCAAUUGAGCUAUCGAGAGCAAUUUGCAAGGAUCAGGAGCUCGCCAUCGACUACCAGGUGGUCGAUUUAAUGUCCGAAUCAGAAGUGAUUGCAUUGGGCCAGUUCAAAGUCGUACACGAUAAAGGUACGUACGAUGCCAUUAGCUUACAUCCGGAAGAUACAAAAGCGAUGCGAACAAACUACAUUGCCAACGUGCAUCAAAUGCUGCAGGACGAUGGACUAUUUAUUCUAACGUCCUGCAACUGGACUGAGAGCGAGUUAGUACAGAGUUUCCGUGAACAGUUCACCCUUCGCACAGUGAUACCAACACCAACGUUUAAGUUUGGCGGAAAAGUGGGUAGUGUCGUUACGUCAAUAGUAUUCACGAAGAAUAAAAAAACAAAUCUAGCAUAA